Messenger RNA from Sinocyclocheilus anshuiensis, 1794 nucleotides. RefSeq names its product ectonucleoside triphosphate diphosphohydrolase 2b (gene entpd2b). Gene Ontology annotation, molecular function: ribonucleoside triphosphate phosphatase activity; UDP phosphatase activity; GDP phosphatase activity. The record is from RefSeq and is a predicted model, not a curated record. The coding region runs from base 1 to 1506 and encodes 501 amino acids. Gene Ontology annotation, biological process: nucleoside diphosphate catabolic process. The transcript is spliced from 9 exons. Gene Ontology annotation, cellular component: plasma membrane. Lineage: Eukaryota; Metazoa; Chordata; Actinopteri; Cypriniformes; Cyprinidae.
AUGGAUAAACUGUUUGUUAAGUUUGUUGUCCCAGCUGUGCUCUUUCUGUUUGGAAUUGUGUCUAUUCUACUCCUGACUGUAUCUAUACAUGAAAUGAGAGAGCCACCACAGUACAUGUAUGGGGUUGUGCUGGACGCUGGCUCCUCACACACUGCCUUGUACAUCUACAGAUGGCCGGCGGACAAAUUAAAUGGCACAGGCGUGGUCACCCAGCACAGCGAGUGUCAUGUCAAAGGAGGAGGAAUCUCUAGUUAUGCUGGGCAGCAGGGUGCAGCGGCCCACAGCCUUGAGGCGUGCUUGAAGCAGGCCAUGCGCGACAUUCCCCCAGACAGACAUCAUCGCACCCCUGUGUAUCUAGGAGCUACUGCUGGCAUGAGACUUCUGAAAAUUACCAAUCCUGACAAAGCAUCUCAGAUUCUUCAAGAAGUCAAACAAAAAAUCAAAUCCUUUCCUUUCAACUUUCGAGGAGCUGUAAUUUUGAGCGGUCAAGAAGAAGGGGUUUACGGUUGGGUCACUGUCAACUACCUUCUUGAAAACUUCAUAAAGUAUGGCUAUGUGGGCCGAUGGCUUAACUCUGGCAGAAAAACAGUCGGAGCGCUGGAUUUAGGUGGGGCGUCCACACAGAUCACCUUUGAGACCCCAGAAACAGUUGAGAACGAGUUGAACAGCAUGACCAUGCGUCUCUAUGGGCAGGAGUAUUCCCUCUACACGCAUAGUUACCUGUGUUAUGGUAAAGAAGAGGCUCUGCACCAGAUCCUGGCCUACCUGGUUGAAUCGCAGGGUAAUAUUAGCAAAGUGUACCAUCCCUGCUACCCAUCUGACUUCACUGAUGUCUUCAAGCUGGAGCAAGUGUUUGACUCUCCUUGUACAGUGUCUAAGAGACCCAAACCUUACAACCCUCAUUCCUGGAUCAGGGUGCAAGGCACCGGGGACUACCAAAGCUGCGUUGGCAACACUUCUAAUAUAUUUUCCUUCCAGUUCUGCCCCUUUUCUCAGUGUUCCUUUAAUGGAGUUUUCCAGCCCAACAUCAGCGGGGGCUUCAUGGCCUUCUCUGCUUAUUUCUUCACUCACAGUUAUCUCCAGCAAAGUACAGGGAUAAACAUCAGAACCUCUACUCAGCUAGAGGAGGCUACCAAAGCUGUGUGCAAUAUGACCAUAGAAGAGAUGACCAAGAAAGCUCCUGACUUGAAAAAAUACCUGAAGGAUUACUGUGCAGUUGCAGUGUAUAUACAAGUGCUAAUGCUUAGGGGUUAUAACUUUGAUGAGAGUUCUUUCCAAAAUGUUGCUUUUCAGAAAAAGGCAGGUGAGGCGUCUGUGGGCUGGGCUCUGGGUUAUAUUCUCAGUGUGAGCAGUCUUCUUCCAGAAGAACCUGCAGGCAUCAGGAAGGGCUUGUGUCCUGCAGCAUGGCUUGGCUUGUUGAUUCUCCUAACCAUCCUCCUCAUUGCCACUUUCUGUUACAUGGCUCUAGUGAUUCGGAGGAAACGGAGUGAUGACGUUGUCUCAUAGCUCACUGCUAUGCCUACAGUUGUUCUAUGUGUUUGGACAGACUCCACAAAAAUGUAAUGUUUGCAUGAAUAAUGCAUUCAUACUGUACUGUCUGUGCUAAUAUUGCAUCUAAUUUAACAGAAAAUUUGUUUGUUUUGCCAAUGACAAAUUUUACAGAAAGACAUCAAAACUAGUUAGGAAAUUAAAUUGAGGCACAACAUGAAUAACACUAAAUAAUAUUAUAUAUCGGUAUACUAUGGUAUAUCUGAUACCAGCACUGUUCUAUUGUACAAUCUCAGUUUUAACAGA